GCCGCCGCCUUGCAAAGCAACAAACAAUUGUUAAGGACAUACUUGAAGUGGGUGGUGAAUUAUAUUACAACAAACCUGAGUUUCAAUUUAUAAAAGAAAGUUGUAGCCCUCUAUCCCAUGUUCCUGUUUUAAAGAAAAAAAAGCUUUCGGUUAAACAAAAAAAGAGACUUAGAAAGAUUUUAGAGAAAAAGAAAAAAAAAUUGGAACGUUUAAAUAUUCUCAAAGAACUCCAGCAUGUCCAAAUUACCUCUGAACAUUCCCAGCUUCUCUAUAAAACUGCUCACUUUUCCUCCGGAAGUAAGAAAAAUAAAGUAAAGAGAGCGACAAAAAUUAUUAAUACUGACCUACAUUUGGAAUCUCAAGAUUAUAGAGAGCCGGUUGAAGAUUCCAACAAGGAAGAAGACAAUCCUUUACGGAAACAAAAAAAAGAAGAUGCGGGUGGUUGCUUUCUUAAAUAUGCUACUUCCCUACUAAGAAAAAGAUCUUCUCAAGAUAAUUUUUAUGAUUCAAAUGAAGCGUAUAACCACCCUUCCCCGAAUCCGUUAAGCCCUUUUACUUCUCUUGACUAUUCAAUAAAAUCACAAACAACAGAAAAAGGAAAGAUCAGUGCAGUAAAAGAAGAUGUUAACAUGCCGGUUGAGAAAAUUGUUAAACUUCCCGUAGUCAAACCAAUACACGUUGAAGUCAACAGGACUAGAGAUGUUGAGGAGCAGCGCACUUCUCUUCCCAUUUUUUACGAAGAGUUUCAAAUAAUUAGCACUAUUAAAGAAAAUCUUGUUACCAUUCUUUGCGGGGAAACCGGAAGCGGAAAAACCACACAACUCCCUCAGUUUUUAUAUGAGGCCGGCUUUAGUUUUCCUGAAGGGAAGUUUUCUGGACUCAUCGGCGUAACAGAGCCACGUCGCGUGGCCGCCAUCAGCAUGAGCGCACGUGUAGGGCACGAGCUUAACGAUUCCACUCUCUCGAGUUACCAAAUUCGUUAUGAAGGAAAUGUCACAAGCAGUACGCGAAUUAAGUUUAUGACGGAAGGCGUGCUUCUCAAGGAAAUCGAAGAAGAUUUUUUACUACGUAAGUACUCCGUGGUGGUGUUGGACGAGGCGCACGAGCGCUCGUUAAACACUGAUAUUCUUAUUGGCCUCCUCUCGCGUAUAAUUAAACUCAGAAAAGAGAUGUCAGAUAAUAACGAAGACGGUGUUCUCCCCUUCCGAUUGGUUGUUAUGUCCGCCACGCUUUGCAUUAAAGACUUUACUGCUAACGAGCGGUUGUUCGACUGCGUUCCUCCAGUCAUUCAAGUGGAGACGCGACAGUUUCCAGUGACAAUCCACUUCAACCGCCGCACACCGCUCGAUGAUUAUCUUGAAGAAACUUAUAAUAAAGUGUGUAAAGUGCACACGCAUUUACCUUCUGGCGGUCUUCUGGUUUUUCUUCCUUCGCAACGGGAAAUUAUGGCGCUUGUGAGGAAACUCAGAAGGCGCUUUCCUAUGAAUCUUGAUUCUCAGGACACACCUGAAAAAAAAUUACUUAAAAGUAAUACUUUUCAGGCUGAGAGCAGCGCGUCUACGGAGGACGAGAGUGAAACGGCUGUUACUAUUCCGAAUCUUUCAUGCCCUCCAUUGCACGUGCUGCCGCUCUACUCUCUGCUGCCGCACACCCAGCAGAUGAAAGUUUUCCGCCCGCCACCCACUGGCGCCCGUCUAUGCGUGGUGGCCACUAACAUUGCGGAGACGUCCAUAACUAUUCCUGAUAUUCGUUACGUUGUGGACUCUGGAAAGGUUAAACAGCGCACCUAUGAAUUCGGAGAAGACAGCGUUUCUCGUCUGGACGUGCAGUGGACUUCUCAGGCAUCUGCCAACCAGCGAGCUGGACGCGCGGGAAGAAGUGGCCCGGGACACUGCUAUAGACUUUAUUCUUCGGCUGUAUUUCAGAAUUAUUUUGAGCAAUUUUUCUCGUCCAGAGGCAUCUACUACUAUUGUUGUUGUUAUAGUUGCUAUACAUAUUUCAAAUAGAUAUUAAGACUACCUAUAGAAGGUGUAGUCCUGCAAAUGAAAGCGAUGGGAAUAGUCAACGUUGUGAAUUUUCCCUUCCCGACUCCGCCCGAUAUGGCAUCGCUGGUUUCUGCAGAGAAGCAUCUGGUCAAUUUGGGCGCUGUGGACCCUAAAACGCUAAAGAUCACGUGUUCUGGCACGCGCAUGUCUAAAUUUCCAGUCCCUCCCCGCUACGCGAAGCUUUUAGACUUCGCAUUGGACCAUCGCGAUAUACUCGGCUAUGUGAUUGUCAUUGUCUCCGCUCUAGCUGUGGGACACGUGUUUCUUUCCGACUAUGAAACAACCAAUGGCAACUCGGAUAGGGGGCCCUCGUCCUCUCAAAAGGCUAAAGAUGAAAUGUUGGGGGCGUGUUCUUCUGAUCUAUUUGCACUACUACGCGUGGUGGGGGCCUAUGAAUAUGCCGGUAACUCAUCCGACUUCUGCAAAAGCUAUUUCUUGCGGGAAAAGUCUUUAAAAGAAAUAAGAAAACUUUUUUCCCAUCUCGUUAAAAUUGUUAACCGAGUAUUUUCCGCCAACCUCUCGACUGGUUUAAAACUGAAACCACCAACAAAGAGACAAGAGAGUUUACUGUUUCAGGCGAUCUUCUCUGCAUAUAGCGAUCAUCUUGUAAAACGUUAUCACGCAGAGUCCACUGAUGACAACGAAUUGCUGCGGAUUAAAGGCGCUUAUCAAAGCCUUCAUUCGGACGAUCUUUUUUUUAUUCACCAAUCGUCUGUCCUCCACGCGACACUGCCCGAAUGGGCUAUAUACACGGAGCUCGUGGAAGUGGGCUCCAAGAAGUACAUGAAGCUUCUGACUAAAGUAGACCCUGCGUGGGUCCCUCUUUAUGCUCCUUUCAUUUGCGUAUUUACAAAGCCACGUGACCUUCAGAACGCCCGUUACGACCCACAACUAGACUCGGUGUGCACACGGCUUUCCGCUACUGCCGGGAUCCAUUCUUGGCAGCUUCCAAGCAGAGAACUUCCUUUUCCUGGCGAGGAUCCCAACCUCUAUAAAGUAUUCGCCAUGAGUCUUCUGGAAGGAGAAGUGAUUUCUACGCUAAAACCACUUGUUGCCCACCUCGUGGCCUCUCCACGUUUGCUACUGACCACGUGCACACAAGAGCGUGUCGUUGCAAUCACGUUUCCUUUGGCCAAUAACAAAAGGCUAAAGACAGAGAUGGAUUUAUUAUUUUUGAAAUUUUUUUGGCGGCUUAUUGAUUAUAUUAAGAUCUAA
This is a messenger RNA of Zophobas morio, 3260 nucleotides long. Its product is annotated as probable ATP-dependent RNA helicase DHX37. Gene Ontology annotation, molecular function: RNA binding; ATP binding; helicase activity. The record is from RefSeq and is a predicted model, not a curated record. NCBI's taxonomy places the organism in Eukaryota, Metazoa, Arthropoda, Insecta, Coleoptera, Tenebrionidae. The transcript is spliced from 24 exons. Gene Ontology annotation, cellular component: nucleolus; intracellular anatomical structure. Gene Ontology annotation, biological process: maturation of SSU-rRNA from tricistronic rRNA transcript (SSU-rRNA, 5.8S rRNA, LSU-rRNA).